AUGUCAACUGUAACUGAAACGGCGCAAGUCUUGGUUGACAACACCAAGGAAAAGCUUGGUUCAGCCACUUCCAAGCACCGGGAACCGUUGAAGCUCAGUGGUGUCCUUGAUCAGUACGAGCAUUUUGAUGUCACACCGGUGAUCGGUAGAGAAUUUCCCAAUGCGAACCUGAAGGAGUGGCUCGAAGCGCCUAACUCCGAUGAGCUGUUGCGGGACUUGGCAAUCACAAUUUCGCAGCGCGGCGUUGUCUUCUUCCGGAAACAAGAUGGCAUCACAAACGAGCUUCAGAAACAGCUUGUCCUCCGCCUUGGCCAGCUUUCUUGGAACUCUGACAAGCCGAAGACCUCCGGCCUCCACAUUCACCCUGUUUCAAAUAGUGGCCGAACUUUGGGAGGCAAGGACGAUGAGAUCAGCGUGAUCUCCUCGGAGCAACAGAAGAAGCUUUACGCCAACACGCCUUACAGAAAGAAGCAGAGCCACGCCGACGGAUGGCAUUCAGACAUCACUUUCGAGCCAGUUCCCAGUGACUACGCCCUGCUCCGCUUGACAGAGCUCCCCAAGACAGGUGGUGACACUCUCUGGGCGUCCGGCUAUGAGGUGUACGACCGCCUCUCUCCGCCAAUCCAGAAGCUCCUCGAGUCUCUCACCGGCACCUACGCGCAGCCAAUCUUCCAGGAAGCCGCCAAGAACAACAACUUCGAGCUCUACAGCAAGCCGCGCGGCGCCCCCGAGAACGUCGGCACCGAUCUCACUGCCACCCAUCCCAUCGUGCGGACGAACCCGGUCACGGGCUGGAAGUCCGUCUUCGCCGUCGGCCACCACGCCAAGCGUAUCAACGAGCUGACCGAGGAGGAAUCUGAGACGUUCUUGAAGUGGUUCGUCCGUUUGAUUGUCGACAACCACGACUUGCAGGUCCGUCACCGCUGGCAGAACUCCAACGACCUCGCCAUCUGGGAUAACCGUAGCGUCUACCACACUGCCACGUACGACUACGACGGGCUUGGACCGAGGACCGGCCAGCGUGCAGUGAGCUUGGGCGAGAGGCCUUACCUUGACCCACAGAGCACAAGCAGGAGAGAGGCGUUGGCCAAGCAGGCGUCUGCGGAGGUGAAGGUGACCGAAUCUUGA
Molecule: messenger RNA, 1128 nt
Organism: Lasiodiplodia theobromae
Lineage: Eukaryota; Fungi; Ascomycota; Dothideomycetes; Botryosphaeriales; Botryosphaeriaceae
Product: Taurine catabolism dioxygenase
Exons: 3
Coding region: 1-1128 (375 amino acids)
Cellular component (GO): cytoplasm
Molecular function (GO): 2-oxoglutarate-dependent dioxygenase activity
Source: RefSeq, a predicted model, not a curated record